AGAAAAUUUGCUGUUUCACGGGUACGGGGUACAUGUAAGUACAUAUUUCAUCAUACACUAGAAAAAAAAUAGUGAAAUUUAUACUAUGGAAUUUGCGAUUGCAUCACUAAAUCCAUAGUAUAUCCAUACAGACCAUACUGUUUCCACAGAAUGGAAAUUGCAAAUACGGCGAAGAGACAAAUGAACUGGGAGAAGGGAGCUGUGGUUGGGGGUGGGAAGAGUCUGCAGUAGCCAUGGGAGAUCGAAUUUAGGAACUGAAGGCAAGGCCAGCGAUUGGCCUUUAAUUUAAUUUAAUUUAAUGUACUGUAACUAUGUUUAUGUUACAUAUCGGCAUUCAUUAUAUGCAGUCGAUGUGACCAAAUAAUAUCACAAAAGUAACAAGUAUUUCGUACUGAAUCAAAAGAAGCAUUAAAAUGAGGUUACAGUGCUUUAUUUGUGCCUGAGAGAAUUGCAUAAUAUUUAUCCUAUAUACGGAAAAAAAAGACCUUGCUGGGUAAGCAUUGGUACCAUUACGCACACUGCUAGAAUAUAAACGUGCGUAAAUAUGAUAAAUAAGUAAUAAUAAAACCUUCAAAAUAUGUCUAUUCUGUUAAAUGUUUCGCACUUUAUACUCUACUUAACCUACGGGAACAAAAUAUGCAGAGUAAGUAAAUUCGCACACAGCUGCAAUAACUUGCGUAUACUAUUAUUAUAAUACUGUAGGUCCUACUGUAUAAGGAUAAUAAGACCAAACUUAGACAGGUUACUAAAAACCUUCAAAAUACGUCUACUCUGUUUACUCUCUAAUAUACCUUUUAGAUAACAGUUGUUUCGGUAAUAAAGGUAAUAAACAGUUUCAUGUAAAUGCAUAACUUACUAUACGUUUGUUUAUCGUUUGAUGGUCUAAUAUGGUCUAUAUAAUACCGUACUGCAGCAGACCUGCCAACACUCAUAUAGACCUGUGACGUAGACCUGUGAUCUCCCGGUCUCCCGGUAUAGUGAAUUCUCCCGGUGUGCCAAACUGGCAAUUAUCCAUAUUUCUUGUCGUUCUUAUUGAAUUUUAUCGCGAAAUAUCUAGUAUACGCGCGGCUGCGUUUCGUUUUAUCCAUUUAUUGUAACGACUUCAAUUGAAAAUUAUAAAAUUGAAGUAUUUAUUUGUUAAAACACGUCUUCAUGUUGUAUUUGCAGUCCAAGAUAGUGCCCAAUUUAACAUUAGUGAAGGGGCGCGCUCGUCUUGUACUGCGAGUGUAGCUAGGACUUAGGAGUUUGAACGAGCUACUAAUCUGACUGCUCUAAUGAAAAGGACUUUGAUGGAUUUUCUCCUUCAAAACAACCAAUUCUCCCGCCAAAUUAAGUGUUUAAAUAAGAAUUCUCCCUAUACAGUAUAUCAGUCGCUAAGGGUGGCAGGUCUGCUGCAGAGGGAAAUCUAAAUAUGCUACAGACUGUACAUAAUUUUGCCACACGCACUGUGACGGUAACUCGUAAACCCUCACAAGACAAAGAAAAAUUCCGCUCCGGCCGCGCGCAAAAUUCCGCCUAAUGGAAAACCGGCUUAAGUGGCAGUACCCGUUAAAUUGCCGCUUUAUUUUCGGGACGCGAUCCUGGCGUACAAAUUUAUGUAUUGCCACGUUCCAUCUUACUUGUCUUGUCAGUUUAUUAAACGAUGUGAUGUGAGUAAGCGGACUACCAGAAGCUCCGCCAGUGAUCUUUUUAUUACCGUAUACAUGCAGUCAGCUCAUGGAACUGAUUAGAAACUUCUUUAAAACUCAAUUACUAAAUAAUAAUAAAACCAGUUUAUUUUAUCUUAGUUGAAUGGUAUUGUAGAUGGAAAUUAUCGAGUGGAAAUUUAUAUAUGUUUAUUAUAGACCUAACCAUGAGGAACAGAAGCGAAAAAUGCAACUUUAGGUCUCUGGCGGGAAUCGAACCUGCGGCUCUGCGAUUCCCAUCUACAAUACUCUUCAACUAAUUUUCAAUCGACUGAGAUGCCAACAAAAUCUAGAUAAUUAUUUACACAUAACCUACACAUGGCAGUAUACCCUAGUAUAUAUAAUUGAUACACGAACUUGUGGUUAGAGCUCGACAACUCGCCUCUGUAGCUCAGUUGGUUAGAGCUCUGUACCGGAAUCGUAGGACCGCAGGUUCUAUUCCUGCGAGGGACCUGUAGUUGCAUUUUUCGCUUCUGUUCCUGGUUAUAGGUCUAAUAAAUAUUUGUAUGUAAGUUUCCACUCGAUAAUUUCGAUAUACAAUAUCAUUCAACUAAUAUUCAAUCGAGUGAGAUACCAACAAAAUCUUGAUAUAUUUAUAUUAUCUUAGGACUAGUAUAUCGUUUUACAUAAUUAGUUUAGUUAUACGUAUUGCAUGUAAAUGAUUACUGAAAAGCCUCCUUGGGGAAUGUUCAUUAAAUUAUUGUAUUGUAUUGUUGUAUUUUUGCACGUUGCGAGUAUCUGAUAAAACCACGUGCUUAAAGCCCUAUAAGCUCAUAACGUCACGUUUGAUCCGUGCAUGGUAUAAACCUAAUAUGUUACUCUGUUAAAACUUUUGCCCUUUCGUAUUUUCACCAUUUGAAAUUGCAUAGGAAAGCUACAGUAUACCCAAGAACUGCAAUAUGGUCAUGCCAAUUAUGGCCCAAUCGUUAUCCAAAUUCCACGCAUUUCGAGCACGUGGUUGAUUUUAAAGAGUCUUAACUCGUCGUUACGUCAUUAUACGAAAAACGCGUCAUUAUACGAAAAUACAAUGAGCUUAACAUGAACUCAGACAAAAACAUAACACAAUUAUGACUUUUGUGUAGUUUCUAGACCAACGUAUCUUGAUAGACUAUGGUCUCUUAGUUUGCAUGAUUACCAACAAGUGUUGCAUAUUGUAUCUUUUGUUUCUCUAGUGAUUUCUAAAUGUUGGUGCAAGACACAUUCGAGAGUGGUGUCCUAACUAAGAGAAAAUGUCCAUCGCCAUCAUCAGGAACAUCGACACCACUUUCUCUCAUUGAGAAGAUCAAACAGAGUAUUGGAUUGGAAAAGAAAUUUUUCUCGUUGGAAUUUUUCCCACCAAGGACGCCUGCAGGAGCUGCAAACUUGAUUGGAAAGCUAGAAAAGUACAGUAAAAUAUUUUGUUGCUUACAUAUAGCUUCGGGCAAUAUCUCGUGUGAAUAGCAGCAUUGUACAAUAAGAACUUUAUUUCAGGCCAGUGGCCCAACCCCGGGAUAAGAAGAUUACUAUAGAGAGCGAGCCUUGACUACGCGACUACGAAAUUCAUUGUUUGCACACGCCAUCUUCUUACGCCAAUCACAUACAUUCAAGGCAUAAUCUCGUAGUAUAAGGAAUGGCUUUAUUGUCUGACAAGGUAUAAAAUUAAUGUAGUUCAUCUUUGUGUGGCCUUUAUUUUAAGUUCUUUGUAUAGGUUUGCAUGGGUAGUUCUUUGUGAGGUUCUUUUAAUUUUAAACUCGUUUACACUAUAGAGUUUUUGUCACGAAAUACACUGAGCUGAGUUGUUGUAUGAAUGUUGUUGAAUGUUGAUUUUUGUUCGUCGCUAUAUAACAAAACGCUUAAUGUUGAGACUCUCGGGAAAACAAAACAAAACAAAAACUAUUUCCCUCGGCAGCAGACAUUAAGUGUAUAUUGUAUACAUUUAAAAUCUUUUACACAUGAACAAAUAGAUAAUUUAUUAAAUUUAACAAUGUACACAGUCAUACACGUGGAUAAAGGAAAAACGAGGUUGAAGGCAUAUAGCCAACUGGACAAGAAUCCCAUAUGAAUAUCCAAAUACCCCCAUCGUAGUCAAAUAUUGACUGACUAAAAUGUUUGCUGUAUUAUUGCUAAACGUGCAUUUAUUUUGGAUUUGGCGAUAUUAUCAAUUUCAACUAUAUAGGUCGAGACAACAGCUGGGCAUUCUGUUGUCGCUGUCUAAAUAUUGCGGGCGCAUUUCUUUAACAAACAUUUUGAUUCUUCGAACGCUGAAAAUAUGCAUUGUGAGAGGAUUUUUUGUCCUCUGUUACUGGUUUGUUCAUGGAAAAUAAAGUAUUUCUUGAAAGAUUAAGUUGUAGUGCUUGUACGCAACGAUAUAACGACUUAAUCGCAUGAAAACGUGCGAAGAAUUUUUAUUUACAAAUGGGCGACAAGUGGAAAUGUAUCACUCAUUGUCAGAGAUUUAGAAGCAGGGUAUAGCAGUAUGGAAACAAGGAAGUGUUCAUAUGUUACUCUUGAUAGAAUCUGAGUUGUUGUUGUUUCCACAGGUAUAUGUUCAAUAAUUUGUUUGUCCUUCCUCAUCAGGAAUAAGAAGUGUCUUAAAAUACAUAUUUUGAUGAAAGUGACACAUAUUCCUCUUGCAAUUUCGUAAAAACUGGCCGUUGCCUUCAGUUAGAAAAUAUAUUUUAUGAAAGUUAAAUGAUACUUUGUUUUAUUAAAACCUGAGCUAUUCAUGGGAAAACUGUGCUAGAUGUUGUAAUUGACAAAUCCACUUGUGAAGUGAAAAUGUCACCUUAUGAAAUUGCUCCUGUAUUGGUUUGUUAUAAAGUAAAAAUUGCUGCAAAAAUGCUUUUGAAAAUGUUCAAGUAUUGGUUGUUAUGAGAUAGGAAAUGCUGUAUUGAUUUGUUCAGUUUUAAGAGUCUAACGGCAAUCCUGAAUAUAGGCAUGCUUGCUUUGUGAAAUUCUGUGGUGAUAUUGGCAUAUAAAUAAAAAUACCUUAAAAUUUUGCCCAUUGCCUCUCUCAGAAAUAUGCCUUAAAACUAUCCUUAUUAGUCAACCUUCAUGGAAAAGUUAGUGGGUAUGCUGGGAAAAAUGCGCGCGACACUUUUUUUGGGCACUGAAGAUGGUAACAUUUGAUGUUGUCAUAUAUUGCCAUCCUCUUAUCGUAGCAUAACUUAACCUAUUUUAGUGAGUUUGUUAAAGAGUUGUGCUCAUUAUAUGCCUGUAGUAACACCGCGGAAAAACGUCUGCGCAUGCGUCAAGCUUACCUGUAAUAGUAUUACGAACUUGAUGAGAAGCUGUUCCGAAGUCAACGUUUCCGAAAGCUCAAAAUGGCGGUAAAAAGGAGUGACUUCAUUGUGCGUCUUUACAGCCAGAUUUCAAGCGCAAAAAUAAACAUGUCAUUCUAAAAACUAGAAAUAAAUACAGCCAGAAAGUUCAAGAAAUUGCAUUAUACAAGAACAUGAACUAAAGGUGAUUGUUGACAAAUUUAUCGUCUGAAACAUUUUGUUUAUCAACUAAGCAACGACAAUUUCCGAAUUUUCGUUUGAGAUACAUUUCUUUAAAAAAAACUGUGUCGCCAAAUAUAAAAAAUUUCGUGUUCACAAUAAUGAAACUUUAGGAUUUAUUCUACAAUUUGAGUGGGUUAAGAAGCUUAACUUUUCGAGAGUUUUCUUAACUUUUGAGUUUGAAUUUUUGUUUUGAAUAAUUUUGCAAAAAAUUUCGAAGUCGUAUCCGUUAAAAUCAACAAUUUUUACAUGAAUUAUAUUUUAUUCCAUACUUUAAAUGCCAGGACGCUUUCAAUUAAUGUCUAGUCUACCCAUUUGCUAUAUUUUCUCGUUUGUUUUACUAAUUUUUGACCAAUUAAUAAGCAUGUUUUUGUUUUAGAAAUUGAUAUUCAAAUUCCCCGCCAUAUUUUCAUAAUUUGGUGCAUGCGCAGACGUUUUUCCGCGGUGUUGCCUGUAAUAUCUAAGAUUUUUUCAUAGCAUUAUAUGACAAAUUUAAGUUCUGUUUUCUUUUAUUUUUAGGUGAUAGUAUCUGUUCACUUGAGUGUUGGUAUCAAAUUUUGGACAAGUUUCAAUUAUUAUUUCACAUUCCUUUAUUGAAAUAUCCAAAUAAAUGGAAUAUGACAUCAAGCUGGAGGACUAGAUUCUGUUUCCAAACUUGUUUUUGUAAAAAUAGAAAAUAACAACUAAUUCUGUGUUGUUCUAAUAAGAACUAUUGUUUUUGAUAUGCAUAUUUAAUUUUUAAAAUUACAGUCAUUCUUUGUUAAAAUGUGUACCAGGAAUACUGAAAUCUUUCAGAUCAGCUACCAAUUCCCUUUAUAGCUUAUGUAGCCAAGUGUUCUAUCUAUUUCUGUUCAGAUUAAACAAAUGAUGGGUAAAAUAUUAGUUUAGAUUCUUUAAAAAAAAAUGAGCUUGCCUAUUUUCAAAGCAUAAAAAGCAAAAAAAAAUAAAGCAAAAGUACUUAUUUUUAAUUUAAAACCUUUGGAUUGCAUAGCUUAAUGUUUUCCACUAAAUAUUACAAAGUUUUUCUUCAUUGAAUUGUUGUUUUAUCAGCUUUAAAACCAGAUAAAUCCACGAAGCACUCCUAAUAUAUGUCACCAUAUUGAUUUUUUCGCGCAUGCUCCGUACAAAAUGUCCAGCUGUUGGUCGAGACACAAUCGGCGGCCACGCUGGAAACAUGCGCGCAUAACGAGUUUCCUAUCCUGCCCAUGUUUACAUCGGCAACUUCGCCUUGUAUUUAUUUUACCUAUAAUGUUGCAUAAUCAGUAGAAUUCACUGAGACAACAUAGGGAUGUUCUCCAUGCAGUAUGAACAUACCAGUCGGCUUAUCGGGAUAAGGUCUAGCCUGCGCGCAGUCCCAGACUCCCAACUGCACAACUUCGAACGAAAGCCUUGCUUCGCCCGCUCAGCCCGUUUUCCAGAUUUUUGGGAAAACAAUCUAUGUAAGAAAAUUAAUACGCUAAAUAUGCUGCCGCUCGAAUAACAAAUUAAACAAAUAUGGCGGCAAGUGAAGGAGCGUUUGAUUUAUAUGCUGUGUUUCUGUCGCCAUUUCUACAGCGUGUGAGCUUCUAAAUGUUGAAAAAUUUUAUCCAGAUCAAGAAGAAGCCUUGUGUAAUUGCUUUAAAGAGGACGAUUUUUUUAGUGCUCAUACUGGCUAUGAAAAGUCGCUCAUUUCCCAAGCUAUACCAAUCAUUGCCGAUGUUCUAAAAUAAUGACCAAGGAAUUUGAACAUCAAAGUACGGUACUUGUUAUAUCGCCAUUAUGAUCACUUAUGAAGAGUCAAGUAGAAGGCAUAUCAACAAUUUCUUUGGUAUUGGAUAUCUAAUAUUUGUUUACAGUACAGAAGAAGACAGUACGGAAUGUAUACAUGAAUUUAACCGAUCGCAAUGUCACAUGUACUUUGCAGAACCUUGCUCCUGCUUGUAUAUUUAAUAUUUCCUAGUAUUUGGUGCACAUAUCUGGUGUGCCACAAAGUAUCAUUCCAUACAGGAGUUCACUGUUAAAUAUUCUUACGAUUUACAAUAAUUAGGAAUGGAAUAUUGCAGCAUACACUACUGUAUUCUAUUUACAUUCCACUUGUAAUUUUGCAUGUAUAGGAAUAUAUAUGGGUAAAUAUCAGGAUUUUGGGCAGCUACACUCGAUAUACGAUAGUAUUUGUAGAUGGAAAUUUCAAGUGUGAAUUUUAUACACUGAUUAAACCUAACAAGGAACUGUUGCUAAAAAUGCAACUAUAGACCAACUAUAGACCCUGGCAGGAAUCGUGCCUGUCACCUUGCGAUUCCGGUGCAGCCCCCUAACCAACUGAGCUUCUGAGGUCAGCGGUCGAGCUCUAACCGCAAGUUCAUGUAUGUAUACUAAGGUGAUGCCAAUGUAAGGUGUAUGGGCAAAUUUCCAUCCACAAAACGCAUCUAUAAUUCGUUAUAUCAAGUGUAAGUGCCCAAAAUCAUACGAAUAUAAAUGAAGUAGUGAUAUAUAUAUAUAUAUAUACAAGCUUUCGUCACCGGAAAAAAAAUUGAAAAUCCAUAGAAAGUCAUAGAAUGGAAAUUGUAUGGACCUUUAUUGGAAAUAGAAUGGAUUUUUGAUUUUUGGUUAUCCAUAGUAAGGGAAUAUUUCCAUAGUAUGGAUAUAGUAUGGAAAUAGGAUGGAUAUACUAUUAUACAAUUACUUUAUGGUUUCCGUGUUUGGAUGGCCUGAUCCAAACACGCGGGAAUGUUGCGAGAGUUAAGAAAAGCGCGCGAAACACGAGCCGAAGGCGAGUGAUUUUGCGCACUUUUCUUAACUCGAGCAACAUUCCCAAGUGUUUGGAUCAGGCCAUCCAAACACGGAAACCAUAAAGUAAUUGUUUUAUAAAAUAACUACAACACGAUAGUCUUCCGUGUUUGGAUGACCUGAUCCAAACACGGGUUUCGACCAAUCAGAGCACGCGUUAUAUACAUGUUAUUUUAUAAAAGGUUUAGUGGUGCAAUUGAAAAUUUCGUAGUAUGGAUUUCACUUUUUUUCUCCAUUGCGUUGGUAGGGAUGCAACUACCUGAAAAAUACAUACACUGUGUCUAGAUGCCCGGCAUUCAUUAGUAUUCAUAAGAUAUAGCUCAUAUAUCAUUUUAGCAAUAUGAAAAGGUUAUUUUGCAAUGAAUUUCAGCUAGGUGCAGUUAUAGUUAGCUCAGUAACUAAAGCAUGCGACUGAAAAACUUUUCUGUAGAACAUAGUUUAAAGUGUUUUUUUCCAGACCGGUUUUAACUCUCCUCAACCUUCAGGGGUUAGAUGGCUGGGGUUAUGAUUGGGAUCAGCUUUUUCCUAAAUGUGACUUUAACUAUAAAUGUCAGUCUGCCGGGGAUCUAUAGUAUUUGGAAACUACUACCCGGCUGCCAGGCAUGUAAACACAAGGAAAUAUAUAUGCUGCCAUAUUCCAUUCCUAAUUAUAGUAAAUCUUGAAAAUAUUUAACAAUGGACCCCUGUAUAGAAUAAUACAUUGUUGCACGGCGGAUAUGUGCACCAAAUACUAGGAAAUAUUAUUAAUAAAUAUACAAGCAGGAGCAAGGUUCUGCAAAGAACAUGUGACAUUGCGAUCGGUUAAAUACCUGUAUAUAUUCCAUACUGUCUUCGUCUGUAUUGUAAACAAAUAUUAGAUAUCUAAUUCAAAUUACAGUGUAUAAUUACACGACAAUCCUACCAAAGGAAUUGUUGAUAUACCUUACUUGACUCUUCAUAAGUGAUCAUAAUGGGGAUAUAACAAGUACCGUACUUGUGCAAAUUGCUUGGUCAUUAUUUUAGAACAUCAUGCAGCAAUGAUUGGUAUACGUAGCUUGGGAAAUGAGCGACUUUUCAUAGCCAGUAUGAGCACUAAAAAAAUCGUUCCCUUUAAAGGAAUUACACAAGGCUUCUUCUUGAUUUGGAUAAAAUUUUUCAACAUUUAGAAGCUCACACGUUGUAGAAAUGGCGAUAGAAACUCAGCAUGUGAAUCAAACGCUCCUUCACUUGCCGCAUUUCGUCCAUUAUUAUUUGCAUGGCGAUGCUUGGACUCACUUUUGUGCUAAUAAGUUAAACUUGAGUUUUGUUUCGGGAUGCAGGCGAGAUUAAAAGACUUGGGGGUUCAUUUUGAACCUUGGCCCACUUCGAUAACAGUAGUGUACAAAACUAAAGUCAUACACUAACCGUGGCCUGGAUUAUGAACAUGUCUGAAGUUAAAAUUAUUUUUAUUUUACCAGAUUUUCAUCAGGCUCCCCAUUGUUUUGUGACGUCACGUGGCAUGCCGCAGGUGACCCAGGCGGAGACAAGGAGACAAGUUCCAUGCAUAUUGCUGGUACUAUCUUGGAUUACUGUGGAGUGGAAAUUAUGUUGCAUAUUACAUGUGCCAAUGAAACGAGAGAAACUAUUACUAGACAUUUAUACAAAGCGAAAUCUAUGGGCAUAAGAAACAUCCUGGCAUUGAGAGGAGGUAUAUGGUUGUGUUCACAGUGUCUCGAUUUAUGUUAAAGAGGGUUGAUUCUUGUUCACGUAGCAUGUGGAGGGAUAAAGUACCUGGUGUGCGAGGUUGGUUGCGCACUCAAUUAUAGCGUUCGACGCCGGCUUGCAGCUGGAAAAAAUGUCUUCGAUUGCUCGUCUGUCAGCUGGUACACCAUGCUGUAAUAUACUAUUGGUUCAAGAAAUGCGCGCCUUUCGGAGACUGGUUCCAGAAAACCAUCAAAAUUACAUUAAAUUUUGCUAAAUUCAUCUUCCCAAUUUCUAUGUACUAUUUAAACAUGAGCAACAGUGUUUUAUCAGGUAUAAAGAUACGAGGCGAAGCCGAGUAUCUUUAGGUCUGAUAAAACACGCACUGCGAAUGCUUUAAAUUGCUUAAACAACGAUCGAUCUAGUAGGUUCAUUGGCGAAGUAAUUUUCAGAAAAUACGUUGUGUAUGUCGAGAAAAUCAAAAGUUAAAGUUUAUGUAAAUCAGGGGAAUCUCUAUCACAUAUAAAGAUACCACCAUAUAUAUCUUAUAUACAGUAGAUAGUGCAUCUAAUUAUUCUAGAAUUCAAAAAUUGAAGCCGUGAUUGCAGACUCAGGAUAUUCCCAUGAAAUGAGAAGAUUCGUAUGUUUUCUAUUUCUUAAACACGGAACAUAAAUAUUAAGGUAAACCUAAUCCAAAUACAUUUUUAAACUAUUCAAAUGAUCAAAGUUAUUGUUGUUUUUUGAGCGUUUAUUAGCGAGUGGGAAACACCAACAUGGCCGCCAUCUAUUCAAAUGGGUAACCGCUGAAAUAUUCUUGACUUCAAUUUUACUAAAAGAGAUGCGCUAUCUAGUCUAUAUAAGAUAUCUAUGCAUGGAUACGACACGCUUAUGAUUUUUCUUUGUGUUUUCCUCAUGAAUUAUUAACGGUUUUGAAAGCUAUAGCUAUAUAUAACAUAAAUAAACGAGAAAAACAAAUCCGGCAAAGAGAACAAUAAAAAUUCAUUUGCGUUCACUCGAAGAUUCGAACUCACGAUGUAAUCAGUGGCGUAGUUAGCGGUCCCGCUGUCCCGCCGGGCGGGACUAACAAUUUCCAAAAAAAUGUGUAAAUGUUUUAUAGUGAAGCCAAAAUCACUGCUAAUUUGCUUAUUCUGAAAAUUUAAAUAUAAUUAUGGUAAUUUUUCAGCGCUUUCAUUUGUCAUUUAUUUAAAGUUUACGCAAUAUUGCUGUCUGCUCUUUGACCUCUUUGUUGUCUAGUAACUGAUACCCUGUAGAAUUAGCUAAUUUCCACGCAAUUUAUUGCUUACUCACGCUAUUCGUGAAUCGCAUGUCUCGUGUUCCGCUGAUUUUCAUGUGGCGGGAUACGCAAUACUAUCUUAUACAAGAAAUUCUGGUUUCUGGUUGGAUAAUUGGCGCAGCGCAUGCCCAGAACGGUUGUUUUUAAUGCCGAAGUCCCGCUAUUUUAUGAAGGCGGAGGUUGUUAAUAUUCAAACCUUUCUGACGAAGCUUUCUGCGCGAGUAUUCACGACUGUGACGGUGGUAGGUCAUCAUAUUACUAUUCAUAUCAUAUUUGAUGUUGCUUUUGUGAUUUGUAUACAAUGGCUUCAACGAGCGUGACGAGCCUUAUGGAAAGCCACAGCGGAAUUUCAUUUCAUUCGUUGCUUUUAGCAUUAUAUUAUGUAUGUGGUGCUUUUAUCGUUAUACGAGGUGCUCUUUACAUUAUACGCGGUGCUACACUUCGAGUUCGAGCAUUAUACGCGACGAUUUUGACAUAUAUCAAGAUAUAUGGGCUACACGCAACAUUGUACGAGGUACUUUUAACAUUAUACGUGGUGCUUGAGACAUUUAUUUAAUAAUAUACGCGGUGUUUGAGACAUACGAGGUGCUUUUAGCAUUAUACGCGGUGCUUGAGACAUUAUACGCGGUCGGUAUAACGUUAUACGCAGUACUCAGUGCAGAAGGCAAUAUUUUUGCCUAGCACAGCACUUCUCUGAGCUCACGCAGAUCUGCUCUGGGCCAGAUGGCAUUUUUUGUAUUUUACGAAGCGAAAAUACUCCUGUUAGAGGUGUAUGGAAACUUUGUUUAGUGGCAUCCUUCCACCCUCGAAAUCGCAGGAAAUGCCAUUUCCGCGGUUCUAGAUUUCAAAUUUUCUCGGGGGGGCAUGCCCCCGAACCCCUCUAGGAAGGUCGCACCUUCGGUGCGAGGGGUCCGCCUUCGGCGGGACGAUUUUUUUCAGCCAGCUACGCCACUGACGAUGUUUGACCUCAACAAAUUUCCUAUCACAAGUUUAAGUUAUCAUGUGCAUGAAUGUACAUGUAUGCAGCAAAUAUUCUAUUAACAAUGGUCUGAUAUUUCCGGGCGACGCCGACGUGAUAUUUCCGCGUUACUGCAAGACCUGAAUAGCUGCCACAACAAUUUAUUUGUCCAACCACACUCAAGUGCUCAAAUGACACAAUGAUGUUGAACCCAUGCAGAUGAGCAAAAAUUUGUACUUUGCCAAGUUUUUAUGUUACAGGUGUACUAGUUUGUGCUAGCGAUUCUUCACAACGAGUAAACAAUACAAAUCGUACAAAUGAACCAACCCUGAAGUACAACGCUGACACGCUAACAGCAAAUAAUACGAAAGCGUAGUAUAUCUAGUAUACUGCAUCUAGCCUCGGAAACAGAUUUCUUACUGCUUAUUUCGGCGCUUUCUCUAUAUAUGCACAACCUUAUCCUAAAGCUAACCCUAACCUGAUAAUAUCAAUCUAUAUAUACGUAAUCUACAUAUUUCGAUUGUUCAUAUAUCGAGAAAUUGAUCUUAUUUUUUCAUAUUAUUUCCUGGAAUUUCUAUUCAAAGAUGUUCUUCACUAGUUUUUUUUGUCUUGAGUGUUUUCUUGAUGAUAUGGUGUGGUCGCUUUGUUAGCAAAAGAUGCAAUAGUAUUUCUCGUUCAUUUCGGCGACUUUGCUGAAACCGGGCCCCAUGUUUACAAUUCUGAGCAGUAAACCACCUGCCAAUCAAAACGCUAAGACGAUAGUCAUUUCUCAUGUGAAAGAUAUCGUCUAUCGUCAGGAUACGAUUUUUAUUUCGCCUAUAUCUGUUGCAUGAAAUAUUUAUACAAGUAAUUAUAUAAUAAUGCAGUUUUACAGAACCAUGAACGUGAACUGAACUUACUGUAUUGCGUUUCACAAUCACUUUCCAUGCCGUUCUGUCAAUGCAGGUUGGCAUGCAGCAGCAUGUAAUUUUAUAUUAGAGAGUUUGGCAAAUACAACGGCAACGAGAACGUGCUCAUCAACAAUAGGGCCAUUUAUACGAGCGAAAAUAAGUCGCGGCCUAAAUAAGCCGCGGCUUAAAUAAGUCGCGGCUUAAAUAAGUCGCGAACGACUCGUAUAAACAGUCAAUUUGCAAUAAGCCGCGGCUAAUUUAGGCCUAGCUUUCAAGCCUGGGCUUUUUGCCGCGACUUAUUGCAAUUUGACUGUUUAUACGAGUCGUUCGCGACUUAUUUAAGGCGCGACUUAUUUUCGCUCGUAUAAAUGACCCUAAUGUCAUCUUUCUAAGACAAUUGCGAAUGUAAUUUACAUUCUGGUACGUCGUAGUUGUUCAAACUGCUACGUUAUUUACAUCAUUUUCACGGCUCAUGACCACGUAUGUCAACAGACUAAAACGAAGUCGUUUGCGGUGUUUUAUGUGAAUUCACUUACUACAAUUGCUACUUCGGGGAAUUUUGUUUAAAAGAAAGAUAAGUGCUUUUAAAAGUUUAGUAAUGUAUGUUUUCGCUCAAAUACAAAAGUAUAAUUAGUAAUUUUGUUUUCUGCCGUAGCCGUUGUUGGUUGUCAACUCACUAUUUAGUACAAUUGAUGAUUCCCUUUAUUACGUUUUCGUAGCGCUUUGCAUUGUGGUAUCACUGAUAAAGAUAGCGGCCUCGAAUGAAAAUAUGGGCACUAUAAAGAUGUUUUCGCGAAUAUUUUGCUGUUAGCUAUCGCGCACCUGACCCUAGCUUUUUUUAAAAGUUCUUGCACGGGUCAGGAAGAAAAAAAUAAGCCAUCUUGAAUAUCAGUGAUACCACUAUAACCACAAUGCAAAGCGCUACGAAAACGUAAUAAAGGGAAUCAUCAAUUACAGUAGCUGUUUGUUUCUUUUCCAAGAUCCUCCUCACGGUGAAGAUUUUGAAGUGGUUGAUGAAGGUCUGGUAUAUGGCACUGACCUUGUCAAACAUAUUAGACAAGAGUUUGGAGAUUCGUUUACGAUUUGUGUUGCUGGUUAGUAGUAUAACUUUCACCUAUAGUGUGUAGUUGAGUAUUCAGAGGUAUUCUUUUACAUCAGGCCAAAAAAUAGUGGUCAUGGUUUCUGGUCAGUUUGUCUGCCCAAAAUUAACCCACGAGCGCUCGGCGUUUUCUUUUCCAUUUUUUUCCAAGGGAGCGCUUUUUGCAGAAAUAGCGAGUACAUUUCUAGUUUCUAUAGGUGCAAAUGGUCUUAGCUAGGAUUUUAGAUUUUGGACGUUUUUCUAAAUUUCCAAUUACCCCCAGAAUAGGCCAAAUUCAUGGUCCCAGUCAUGCUCGCCAACAAUAUUUAAUAUAUACGUCAUAAUGUGGAAAGAAUAAAAAAGUGACUCACUCGCCUCGGCGGCUCGUGCUGAGCCAUUUUUUGUUCUUCCAACAUCGAUGUCAUACUGUGUGUCUAUACUGCAUGAACAGACAACGGCAAAAUCUUAUCUAUUUGUUAUCUAGACUAUGCCUAGGGUUGUUCUAUGCUUUACAACCAAAUACAAACAUUAGCAAACUCUAUUUUAGCAAACUCUUGGGGCGUUUAUAUAUAGCCUACGGUUCCCAUUGUCUAUGUUCAUCUAAAGAUAAAAACAUCACGGAUCACUUUUAUCAAUAUCAACAAAUUAAAUUUUACAAACUUUCGUACGACAUAAAUAUAUGAGGAAAUUCUGUCUUGUAAUUAACACUUUCUAUAUGAUUCUACACGGCUUUACAAAAAUAAUGAAAGCGCGUUCGUUUUAUCUUGCCGUGUUUUUCCAUUUUUGGCCGCGGUAACAUGGCCAACACGGGCUUCUGGCGAAGACCCUGUAAAUUUAUUGAUUUUCCAUGCCUAAUGUUAAACUUUUACCAAGUUUACAUAGAAUAAAAUGACAGCAAGGCUUAAUUAAUGUUGUGAAUUCCUUUUUUUCAGGUUACCCACAAGGCCAUCCUGACUGUAGUAGCUAUGAAGAAGAUCUGAUCCACCUCAAGGAGAAGGUUGACGCUGGUGCUGACUUUGUCAUUACUCAGCUUUUCUUUGAAACUAAAACCUUCCUCAAGUUUGUUGACGAUUGUCGUGAGAUUGGUAUUGAUGUGCCCAUUAUUCCUGGCGUUAUGCCAAUUCAGGUUUGUUACCGGUUGUGUUUGGAAAGACGUCCUUAUCUUUCAUUUAGGAACCUAACUGUUUAUUCUGAAAGGAGAUACCCUGCUAGCCGAUCCGAGUUAUGCAAGGUGUAUCGAAACGCCAAUCUUGUCAAUCCUAUCAUUUCAAGCAAAAAUGACCAAUGAAUAAAUAAUGUAUUUAAAAAUUGCCGGUUGAAAUCACAUUUUUCCACAUAUAUGUGCAUUUUUAAAGCAGUGCCGAAUAAAAGAAAAACCAAUCAAUCUCUAAUGUGUGAUGCCAAACAAUAAGCUUAAAACACCAGUGACCAGAUGUUAGGGCUUUUUAAAUUAAAAUUCAUGAAUUUUAGAUCCAAAUGGAAUAUACUUUCAAUAGCUUUUCUCCAAAUUCCCAACGGUGGAACAAUGCGAUUUCCACUGCCAAUUUUUUAUUCGAUUCGUACUUCGCCAUUUUCUCUUAUAGUGAUAAAAGAAAGGUAUCAUUGGACAGUUAAAAUGUUAUCGAGAAACUCAAUAUCUAACGCACGCGAACAUGCAGAAGUUGGAUUAUCUUUAUUAAUGUUCCUGCGGAUUCAAAGUUUUCGGAUGCGGCUCAAAAGCGAGAUGAUUACGUAUCGGUUUCAUCGUUGCAUGACUGUGUAAACGGCAACGUGAAGCCUGUACUAAAAUGUUUCGGUUUUCGUGAUGAAUCCGAAAUCUUUCGCCCUAGCAACGAUGUUUUGAUGUUCUCCGUUGGCCGUUGUUUAGAAGUUUUUGUUGGUAUAGGAGGUUUCAAUAUAAAGAUUUUCAGUUAGAAGUCAUAUAGCUUUAAGGACGUGUUACACGAGACAAUUUUUGCUGCAAUUUGCGACGUAAUUUCGGAUACAGGGCCAUGUUAUCUAAAAAGUAUACUCUGGGGAAAUCAUGCACAAGCAUGCAUUGACCGCAUUUUAUUCUGACAACACUUUCUUUACAAACUGUAACAUAUUCUCGGAGGAAAAAUGAAAGGAUUGAGAUGCAAAAUGUUGGCAGAGUAAACUUUGCCCCACGCUCAUAAUUUUCCAGCGCGACUAUACUUUUUCGAUUUAACAUGACUCUAUGUCAGAAAUUAUGUUGCAAGUUGCUGCAGACAUUCGUGUAACAUGGCUUUUGUCUCUGUUAGGUACAUUGUGUUCAUUGGUUGCGGUUUAAUACUAUAUACAAUUUAACAAAUAGAUAAUAUUUUGCCGUUGUUAGUUCAGUUAUAGGUACACAUUAUGUAGGUAGCGAUAAUGCGCGUGCUUGCGUACCGGAGGAACGCCAAUAUUAUGGUCUAGCUGGUCUGUGUUUUUAACCAACUAUACCGCGUAGGUAAAGCGGAACUCUCGCUAUCUGCGUACUUUAGAGACUUGUAUGAAGUUUGCAUGUCUUGAAAUGAAGAGUUCUUGGACUGAUGGGACUAAGGAAUAUUGUAGUUGAUUCUAUUGUUUGUGUAUACGAUCGUCGUCCUUCCCGUUCUAACUCAUAGUUUCAAAUUACUGAAUUAAUACCUGCAUGUGGGAAACCUGCACUCGAUGUACCUCAUUUUAAAGACUAUAAGUAUAGUACACCUUGAGUCUUAAAUUUGUACCAGCUCAAGUACGCUGCAAUAAUCAUUGGGCAUUGGAGAAGAUGCAGUCAGGUACGACUAAAAAUUUGCACUCUGCAGUACGACGUCAUAACGUUGUAAGAACAAAAAAGUGGCCCACGUGCCGACGGGGCGAAUGGUCACUGAUGUUCCUAUCAGAUUAUGAUGUUACACUGUACCACUAUAACUGAACAGACAAGGGCAAAGCGUUAUCUAUAUUUGUUUAUACAAUAAAAAGAAAAAAACCCGAAUUGAGCAGGACGUAAAGAAUUUAUUUUUUAUUCCCCCCAAACAUUUGGAAAAUUGAAAAAGUCGAAAUUUUACAAAUAUCACGCGUACAUGAUCUAUACUAAUAAAGAAAUGCUAUUGGCUAGCUUAAGUCACUUGCUGAAUUGUGAGUGGCUGCGCAAAAUCAAAUUUGUGUGAUGUAAUUCCGUGCUUCUGUCCAAUGAAAUCGCUUGAAUUCUCAAAGGUUAUCAUAUAAAUUAAAUUAUUAAUUUACCAUAUCUUAAUCAAUCUUACAGAGCUACGAUUCACUCCGACAUUUGGUGAAACUAUCAAAACUCAGUAUACCUCAAGAUCUCCUUGAUGCAAUCCAACCGAUCAAAGACGAUGACAAGGCCAUCCGUAACUAUGGCGUAGACUAUACCGUAAAGAUGGUCAACGAAUUAUUUUCGAAUGGUGUACCUGGCAUUCACUUCUAUACUUUGAACCGAGAGGUAGGUAAUUACCUAGAGAUAAAUUGUUUUUAUAACAGGGCUCGAAAAAGCCGGCUGCCAAUAGUCAAAAGCAGGCUAUGUGCACAUUUAGGUGAGGAUCCAGGUUAUGUUCACGUUUGGAUUGUAAUUCUAAUCCCAAUCCUAACUCGGGUAUAACAAUGGGAUUAUGUUCAGACUUGGAUUAGAUUUGGAAUAAAUCAUUACAAUAAUGCUACUCCCAAUACUAACAGGAAUAAUAUGGCUGGGAAAUCGCUGUAUAAUUGUAUAAAUUACGUUUGUUGAUAUGGAAAGAAGAUCAGCAACCAAGGUAUUUAUUAUAAUUGUAGGUUGCUACGACAGAAAUUUUGAAACAAACAAGCUUAUGGUCAUUGGAGCCAUUGUACGCGCGUUCGUUACCUUGGAAACCAUCGGCAAAUGUUAAGCGGAUCAAAGAAGAAGUUCGUCCGAUAUUUUGGGCGUCGCGGGCGAAGAGUUAUGUACAUCGCACAUCUGAAUGGGAUGAGUUUCCGAACAGUCGGUGGGGAGACUCUGCAGCAGCCUCGUUUGGUGACCUCAGUGACUACCAUUUGUUUUACUUACGAAAUAGAACGAAGAAGGAAACAUUGUUAAAAAUGUGGGGUGAACAAUUGACUUCUGUUCAGGAUGUAUAUGAUGUGUUUGUGUGCUACAUCAGUGGAGAGAAGAAUGUCAAUGGAACAAAGGUAAUUUCUACAAUCAUUCAAUAUUUUUGGUAAAAAUACCCAGUCUUUUAUUUUUGCAAAACUUUCUAUUCAUACGCCUGAAUUUUCAUAAGUGGAUAUAACUUGAUCCAGACCUAGAAAAACUCGGAUGUCGUGGGAUCCUCAGGAACAUUUUCAAUUUUUCAUUUCACGUUAUGGGAAAUCUUAAUUUCCUCGUUCAGUUUUAAGCGAAAUUUGAAAUGCAACUCUUUACGCGGUGUAUUCGAUUACGUACUGUACGGCAGGGUGUAAACAUUCCUUAAUUAACAUAAAUAAAGUCAAAUAAUGUACCUUGUUGGAUACACAUAGCGAACUUAAGCUAUAUGCUUAAUCUAGAACGGGGACGCGACAAGAAAUAGCCUGAAACUUUACACUUUUAAAACUAUAAAGAACUACCGUUAUCAAGAACGUCCACAGGCCGGACGAACGCGCAACGAGGACGGCUAUCGUAUUAAUACACGAAAAUGAGCAAUUAAAAUUCCACGGAAGUUUUAGACGUCGCCGUCGCCCUGUUUCCGACGGCAAAAUACAGAUUACCACGUCUUGUAUACAACGCAUACGGUACAUUUCAAGCUGGGACAACUGCUACUUUUAAUUGGGUCCUAGAACUUUUCUCAAUCAUUAAACCUGUGUUAACCUCAUUCUUCAAACUGUGUUAUUUUUCAUACGAUGGAUUCUAGACGACACUUUUUCUUCUGCAAUCAUUUGGUUCAACGAAUUGGUUUGCCGUCGCAUUCCAGUUCUGCAUGCUUAAGGUCGCUAAUUACGUAUGACGUAUCUGAUCGAAACCUUACCAAAUAGGGUGUUUCAAAAUGUAUAAUGUUUCCUACAAAACAAAACAAUUGUGUUUGUCGCCAUGGAAACCUACAGGGUGCUUAUUACCAUCUGCCUCAAUCAAUGCAAUUUUCAGAAUAUUUGUUAUCAUAAGUAAUUUUAGGUAAGCUUGCUAUAAUAAUUAAAAGCUUGAUUUUUUCUUUUUCGUAGUUAUUUGACUUUCCAGCGCACAAGUAAUAGUUGUACAAGAAAAUAAUAGUUCACUAUAGUAUUUCAUUGUAGCAUGCACGCAAGUUUGAACUAUGGUUAAACCGGAACUGUAAUGUAUGCAAAAAAAUUUUAGUAUUGUAUGGAUACGAAGCGAUUUCGAUCAGCCUUUUUCGUUUUCUUGAUCAAAUAAGUUAUAGUUUCUUUAAUGAUCAAUUUUUAUCGCAUCUCAAAUUUUUGAUACUCCAAUCGCAAUCACAUUCAUAAAUAAUAUUUCCUGUAAUCUUUUCUUUACCAUGAAUUUUCGCCACGAAAUCAACUUUCUCGAUUAUAUCUUGAAAUAAUUUAAUCCUCAAUAAUAUUCAAAACAAUCUACGGAUGCUCAGUUAAGACGAGUUGACUUACCUUGCCUUAGGUGUCAAUUCUUGGCCACAAUUUCCGAUCGUGUAUUGUCUUGGAUACCUAGCUGCAGCACUUAUAAAGACAAGGGUGCAAUUCUAAAUACUUUUCGUGUAUUCUUAAGGUGACCAUGCUACCCUGGAAUGAAGAUGAGUUAGCGCCGGAGACAUCGGAGGUUUCUGAAGAUCUUGUUGAAUUGAAUCGUAAAGGAGUGUUGACGAUCAACAGUCAACCGCAUGCAAAUGCUGCAAAGUCAACUGACCCAGUCUUUGGUUGGGGAGGAGCUGGUGGAUAUGUUUAUCAAAAGGUACUGAAUGUUUUGCUGUGUGUUGGGUAUAUAGUACAACGAACAACUACAGUAUAAGUCAGUACAAAAUCACAAGUUUUUGGACUGCACAUGUCUGGCGAUUCAUUGCGUAGAAUUUGCGAUCAUACCAGCUAGGGUACUGUAUAUAUUACAUAUAUAAGUACCUAAAAAAGUCUUACAGUUAUUACAAAUAUAACUGAAAUACCUAAAAAGGACAACCUGAAAAUUCAAUUGUAUCUGAAACAAAAGCAUGCGACUAACCUCAGUUAUUGAAGAACGAUUGGAUUUUGGGUUUUUUUAUGUUGCAGAGCGUACUAACGUGUACUGCUUUUUUAUUGGAACAAAACACUUCACUUGUUCAGUUUAAAUUUCCUAUAGCGACUUAUGCUAACUAUAUUUUCCUACUGAUGCACACUAUAUUCUGUAUAAACAGACAGUUGUACCAAAUCAAUCAAUUCCAUGCAAAUACCCUAAAUUAAGAUGUUGCAUGCAAAAGGGACGAAACGUCUAUUAAAAUAUUUUUUUUAUUGAACUUGUUUAUGGUUUUUGAAUUGUCCACUUUUUAGGCUAUGAUACCUGAUUUACAUGUUAUUUAGGCAUAUUUGGAAUUCUUUACUCGAAAGGAAGUUGUGGACAAAUUAUUGGAAGUAUUAGGAACGAAUUAUCCAAGCGUGAGCUAUCAUGUUGUUGAUCAUACAGUAAGUACAUUUUUAAUAAUGCAAUUAAGAACACUAGCAAUUUUCUUUAUAGAUUCAACGAAAUUGUAUAAUAAAUAACUCUAAAAUAAUAAUUGUAUGAUAAAUCACUGAGUUUAUAAAUUGAGCAGUAUUUGAGUUCUUGGGAGAACGUUGUCAAACAUAUCCAAAAUCGUGUCUACAAAAAGAGAAACGAAAUAUUGGCAAUUGAAUGAAUGAGCUAAGCCUCGAAUCAAAGACAAAGUGCAGAGCACAAAUUCAAAUCCAUGUCUUUUGUGUUCAGGGAACAUUCCCAUUUUUUUAAUUUUUGCACACAUCAUUGCGAUGAAACAGUGUUUCAGGUGAAUUUCAAAGCCAUCAUAACGGGAAUAUAUUAUUCAAGCUCAACAUAGCGUUGACCAUACAGAUUUUACGAUAAUGAUAUGAUAUGGUAGUCUUCAGAACAAGCGCUUUUCACCCCUGAGAACGUGGAUUCGAUUCUCGCUACGGACUCAUGUGAAAAGAGUGAGUCAACACUCUGCCAAAAGUCGUGGGUUUUCUCCGGGUGCUCUGGUUUCCUCCCACAGGGAAAGUUGACAGAGUGGGUUAGGAUAAACCUAGUUAGCAACGUCAUAUCACAACUGUUGUAAAGAUAAUUAGUCUAGGCUUAGUACAUAGCCUAAUACAAGUAAGCGUCAUACUUGAUGUAGCUAAUCUGUCAAUGAAAAGCCCCGUUGCAUGCAGGGAGUGAGCUGAAUAAUAAAUGUAUGUAUGUAUAUGGUAUCAUAUGAUAUCAGAUUGUAGAUGGCUUUUAGUAGGUGGAAUUUUUGACAUAACUGGGAGCAGCGGCAACAAAUGCAGCUGUUAAAAUUCCAUGUACUAAAACCCAUAUACAUUAUAUCUUAUUGGAUUCUUCUGAGCCCAAUAUGGCAAAAUAUUAAGUCGAGACUUCAAUAUUGGGCGAGACCGAAGGUCGAGCCUAAUAUUGAAGUCGAGACUUAACAUUUUGCCAUAUUGGGCGAAGAUGAAUCCAAUAGGAGUUUUAUUAUAUCGAACAAAACAAUUCUAUAACAAAAAUUGUCAAUAAGCGAUAAAGUAAAUACAGCGAGACUAAUACAGCGACAACAUUACUACAUAUAUCGCCGGCGAAUUUGCUUGAAUAACUAAAAAAAAGUUAAUAAACCUGUUUUUACAAAUAUGUGUACAUAAAUAAACUCAAUUCCAUGUAUGUUUAAAAGAAAUUUGACCUAAUUUUAACGAAAAAAAUAAUAUUACUAACUUCUAGACUGUUGCAAACAAAAACAAUUUCGCGAAGACAAGUUUUCCCGCGCUUUUAUAAUUUUAAACAAAACUGGUAGAAAAAACUGUAUUAAUGUCCCAAAUUCUUUUCAUUAUUCUGCCAUAUCGUUUGUCGUAUGUUUGAAAUUGACAAAACAUCUGAAAAGGGUUGAAAAACCAUGAAAAAAGCCACAAUUCGCAACUGCCCAAUAGGUUCCUGUCCAAUAUCGUAAAAUAUUGGAUCGGCACGUGACCCUCUCAACGAUUACUGAUUGGUUAAGUGCGCGUGAGUGUAUAAUAAUCAGUUUUAUUGACCUAGUGACCUUUUAAAGUUAAACACUUGGUGGUACUGUAAGUUUUUUAUUCUGUUUCACAUUGUGUAGGGUGAGGUUGAUACAAUCAGUGAAGAUCUGGCUUCUCCUGUUGCUGUCACGUGGGGAGUAUUUCCUGGAAAAGAAAUUAUUCAGCCUACAGUUGUUGAUCCUGUCAGUUUCCAGAUUUGGAAGGUAAUUAAAGAACAUAUUCCUAAAAUCAGCACAAUGUAAAUUCAAUAUCUGGGUCAAUAGACGAAGACUAUCUAACUUCUUCACUUUUAAAGAUAAAAUUCCUAAGGGGCUGAGAUCGGGGGUAGUGUAUACCUUUCAGUGUCGAUGCUGUGCCGCGUCGUAUGUGGGCCAAACGGUCCGUCAUUUACACACGCGAGUGGUAAUGAGAGCAGUAUAAUCCGAUGCACUCACAAGCUUCCUUUCGCACCUCAAAACCACAUGGCCGCACAGCUUCUAUUAGCCAUUCCGAAGUUGAUGAGUGGACUGGGGACGAGUGUUAAAAAGUGCCCAAAUUAAGAAAUCACUGAAAAGACCACAUCAAAAUUAGUAAGUGUACAAAGUUUGAAGAUGUUUACAUGAAUACCCUCCGAAUAAUAAGCUUUCGAAAAUCAUGAUAUUGACUAUGAAAUGUAUUGUAAUUUUUGUUUUGGGGGACGCGCGUCCUAAAAACAAUCUUUUAAUCAGUAAUUUCACAAUUUUCGAAAGCUUAUUAUUCGAAGGGUAUUUAUGUAAACGUCUUCAAAUUUUGUGUACUUACUAAUUUUGAGGUGGUCUUUUUACUGAUUUGGUUCAUUUCUUAAUUUGGGCACUUUUUAACACUCGUCCCCAGUCCUCUCACCAACUUCGGAAUGGCUGAUUGACGACUUCAAAGUUUUUUUGUUCUUGCGCCAACUCUGAUGAACUUCUAAUUCGCGAAAGUCUCUUAAUUUCAAACUCAAGCCCUCCUUAAACAAACAAGGCAUUUCUUUCCCUUUUUCCCUGCUCUAAUUGCUGUCCUUCCUACUCUCAUGAUUCCCGCCCCCACUCUCAUUUCCUUGUUGUCUGUGUCUGUAAUACACCUUGUAAUAUUUAACAAUUAUUAAAUGAGGUUGGGCACGAUAUGAAGAAUUAUCAAGCAGGAAGUUUGCCGUUAUCAACCGAAGCCGAAGGCUGAGGUUGAUAACGGCAAACUGAGGGCUUGAUAAUUCUUCAUAUUGUGCGAAAACCGAAUUCAAUAAUUGUUUUAUUAUUCAUUUAAAAAAAUCAAAACAAACGGAAGCCAUUUCUAUUUUAUUUGUUAAAUUAAGAAAAAACAAUUCUUUAAUCCUUCCAAAUUUUUUUUCAUAUUGACUCUUUGACGUCAUUUUGCUAAUAUGAAUGUGAAAAAUACAUAUUUGGUUAGCCAUUGAGUUGAUAUGACAAUUUUUUUUCUGAAAAGAUUUAUUCAUAGAUUGAGCAUAGCUAGAUACAUUAAAAAUAUAUAAAAUCCAUUAAAGCAAUUCGUUUAAAAAGGUUCAAGUUAGUACAAAGUGUCAAACAAACUAAUAUUAUUCAUAUAAAAAGGAACUCUAGUGCCCCUCAAACAAAGAAAGGGAAGAACUCAGCAGACAAAAAGAGAGUUUCGUACGUAGCCAAGACAUAGUUAUUGAGUAUGGUUUGCCAAAUUUGGCUGCCAGCUUUGUAGCAAGAAUCUUGUGAAAUCUCGCACAUUCUUUACCCAUCGCACCAUUUGUGCCAAAGACCAAUGGUGUAAAAACUGCUUGCUCAAUUUCAAUUACUCUUCGAUUAUAUUCUCUUUUCUUCUCAUUCUCAUGACGUGAGAGGAUCUUGUGGGUUGGUAGUAACUUAUAGGACGCGGCGUUAAGAUGUGCUACUCUUAUGUCAAAAAAUGCACUUUGGCCAUGUCUAUAGAAACCCCUAGCUUUCACAUCAAGUCGUGAUUCAUCUUCUGUGUUUGUUGAUCUCAAGGCAAAUUCUUCUCCUGUCACCGGUUGUAAAGGUGGCUUGAUAGAAACAUCAUUGCAGACUUCAGAGAGGAGAGCAGCUUCCAGAUUUCUCAUUUGGUCGUGGCGCGCGUGUAUAAAGCCACCUUUUUUACACUCCAUCGCGUGGUAAGGAUCGAAAGGUUUUCCACAGGUACAUAUGCUUGGGAGAUCUGGGAUAUAUUUGUUAUAUCUCAGCGCCAAAGCGUCUCUGAAUUCUUCUUUAUUCAGACAGAAGCCUUCUUUUUGCAGUGGUAAGACAUUUAACCAUCCAGAGGCACCUUUAUCUCGGGCUAAAGAGAUUGUUCGAUGCUGCUCUUGGGAAAGUUGAAUAUCAACCGAUAAUGAGGAGGUAGUUGCUCUUUCCACCCGAAGACUUCGAACUUGGGACUUUACGUUGGUUAUUUCGUCGUCUUGUGGAAGUUGAUUACAUGCUUGAAUGAUGAUCAAAGCAGAUAGUGGAGCACAUAACAGUUUUGACGUAUUUCGCUCGAAAUCAGCAUCUUCUGGGAUACGUGGUAUUCCCAGUCCUCCAUUACGUAUGGGCAGAGCAUAAGUUUCCCGAUCAAGUUGAGAAAUAUCCUGGCCAAAUAUAGUUGGUAGAAAUUUCGAACAAAUAAUUUCUUCUACAGGUUGGAACAAAUGGGCCACGUUUGGAAUAGUCCUGAUGUAAAAAGUAAACUUGUGCUUAUAACCAUGCACAAAAGCAGCGUAUGCGGCAUGUGGCUGCGACUUCGCUAUAGAGCAUAGAUUUUCGAGCUCAGUACACCAAGUUGAGACUUUGCUAUUAACAUAUUCCUCUCUGAAACAAGUAGAUCCAAUGACAGCUCCCAGUAAUCUAUGACCAUCGGAUGUAAUCUUGAUGUCGUGACUUUUAAAUAAUUCAGUGGCUCUCUCUAUAUCACACGGAUCUUUAAUUACUAACCAAGAUUUCCCACUGUUGACAUGGUAGCCAUACUUUACGCCUUCGCUUAUCAGCAUUUCAAAAAACGCCAGUAAAGCACGUAGUUUACCUGCUGCGGUCGAGUCAUCGGCAAACCAAACCUGUUUCACCAUAUCAUAUGCAUCAUGAAGAAAUGAAAUUAAUACCAUGACCGAAAUGGCAUAGAAUGGCAUGGUUAAUGGGUCCCCCUGUGUUGUGCCUUCUUGCGAUCGAAGCUCACCUCCGCCCACAAUAAAUAGCCUCGCGGGGUUUCGAUAC
Paramuricea clavata is the source of this 25079-nucleotide messenger RNA. NCBI's taxonomy places the organism in Eukaryota, Metazoa, Cnidaria, Anthozoa, Malacalcyonacea, Plexauridae. The record is from the annotation of a GenBank genome assembly.